GAGUUUUGUAGAAUUGAAAUUACGUCGGAACCGUCCGAAAUAUGAAAGAUAACGGUACGAUAAUCAAAUUUUUAUACGUUUCGGUUCAGCGACGUACCUAAACCAUCAGCAACAUAGGCGAUGGGAAUAUCAAUUGAUUGUCGUAUUUGAUAUACUGACCGUGUGUACUCAGUCAAUCAGUCAGAGUCAGUCAGUCAGUCCUUGACUUCGUCGAACGCGAACUCGUUUGAAAAUAAGCCAACCAAAAAAGUAUAUAGUGCAUACAUUCGCUAUCGAAAUAGAAGAAGUGUCUUCGAAAACAAGAAAGAAGGAUCUGCAGAAUUUGGUGUUUAGAAAUUUUAACAAAAAAUAUCUUCGAAUCUAUCUUUAAUAGAAGAUGAAGGGCAAGCAGGAGGAUAAACCGCAGACCUCCAAAAUGUCAUAUUAUAGUGACGCAGAAGAUUCCAUUCAAUCCCUGAAUGAUCAUGAUAUUGGUCUGAGGAAAAGAAAAGCCUGGGAUCCAGAUACUGAAUCAAUCACAUCGGAAAUCAAAGAUUUGCUUGAGGAGGAUGUCAACUCAUUGGUUGAGGAGGAUUGUGUUGGUUGCCCAUUGCCCUCAACACCAGAGGAUGAGAACAUUCUGGAUUCAGAAAUGAGUGAUGUGUUGAAGGCGGCAGUCUUAGGUACAGGUGAUGAGCUGGACAUCUCUGCUCUGGCCCACAAUGCAGCCGGACAGGCGGAAGUCGUCGUGAGGAAGCUCAUUCAGGUCGGUUGGAAGGUUUGCCAUUUCAACCAUCUACCCGCUUGGCUGCAGGACAACGAUUUUCUAACGUACGGCCAUAGACCGCCGCUGCCUUCGUUCCGCGCCUGCUUCAAGUCUAUCUUCAGGUUGCACACGGAGACGGCUAACAUUUGGACGCAUCUGCUGGGAUGCGUUGCUUUCAUAGGUAUCGCAAUUUACUUCCUGAUGCGUCCGUCGAUUGAAAUCGAAAUGCAGGAGAAGAUCGUGUUUGGAGCGUUCUUCGCCGGAGCCAUCAUCUGCCUGGGAUUCUCAUUCAUCUUCCACACGGUUAACUGUCACUCGCAGUUUAUUGGGAAGCUGUUUUCGAAGUUGGACUACUGUGGCAUCGCUCUCCUUAUCAUGGGCUCAUUCGUUCCAUGGCUCUACUACGGUUUCUACUGCCACUUCCGACCGAAGGUGGUCUAUUUGAGCGUGGUAUGCGCACUCGGCAUCACCAGCAUCAUGGUUAGCCUGUGGGACAAGUUCUCCGAAUCGGCAUGGAGGCCGUUCCGCGCUGGCGUCUUUAUGACCUUCGGCCUAUCUGGUAUCGUGCCGGCUAUCCAUUAUGGUCUCGUCGAGGGAUGGUUCAAUAACCUGAGCCAGAAGAGCCUCGGAUGGCUCGUCCUCAUGGGCCUCUUGUACAUCGUCGGCGCCAUGCUAUACGCCCUGCGAGUCCCCGAACGCUUCUUCCCCGGCAAAUGUGACAUCUGGUUCCAUUCUCAUCAGAUCUUUCACGUUUUUGUGCUGGGCGGAGCUUUCGUGCAUUACCACGGUAUCUCGGAGAUGGCUACACAUCGCGUCACGAUUGGUCAAUGCGAAAUCCCCGACACGCCCGUAUAUUAACCACACCCAUUUUUAUAUAUACAUACACUUAUAUAUAAAGAGAAUAACCUCUAUUAUUAUAUUAUAAAUCAAUUUGUAGUUCGUACAUCAUUUUUAUUUUCAGAAUUUUUUUUUUUUAUUUUAUUUUUUUUAUUAAACUGUUACGCAUACAUUUACUUACACACUCAUAUUAUAUAUAUAUAUACCAAAGUUUUUAUUCUCUCUUUAAUUUAACAUUAUAAUUAUUAUUAUUAUAGUAGGUACUGUGUUUAAUUAGAACUGGGUACAGGAUUUUAUCGAAA
Nicrophorus vespilloides is the source of this 1884-nucleotide messenger RNA. Its product is annotated as adiponectin receptor protein. Gene Ontology annotation, molecular function: signaling receptor activity. The record is from RefSeq and is a predicted model, not a curated record. The transcript has 5 exons. Lineage: Eukaryota; Metazoa; Arthropoda; Insecta; Coleoptera; Silphidae. Gene Ontology annotation, cellular component: plasma membrane. Gene Ontology annotation, biological process: adiponectin-activated signaling pathway. Bases 377 to 1603 code for a protein of 408 amino acids.